Tigriopus californicus is the source of this 1898-nucleotide messenger RNA. Its product is annotated as synaptic vesicle glycoprotein 2A-like. The record is from RefSeq and is a predicted model, not a curated record. Gene Ontology annotation, biological process: transmembrane transport. Gene Ontology annotation, cellular component: membrane. Lineage: Eukaryota; Metazoa; Arthropoda; Copepoda; Harpacticoida; Harpacticidae. Gene Ontology annotation, molecular function: transmembrane transporter activity. The transcript has 9 exons. The coding region runs from base 175 to 1809 and encodes 544 amino acids.
UGUAAAUAUCAGCUGUUCAAAGUUUUCAAUGCUUACAACCUUAAUUGGACCAAAUUUGACAUAUCGCUAAUACAAAGUCAACUGCUCAAAUUAUCGACUUCAUUUCGAUCCUCCCCUAUUAUUGAUUCAUCAUGGAACGUCCACUGUCAUUGUGCUUAUUCUAAAGUGGUAGACAUGUCCGUGUUACGUUCCAAUCGAAAUGUGGAUCACAUUCACCUUUUAAGUGACACAUCAUCCUCAUCCUCGGAGAACGAUGGCCUCCUUAGAUUCGAGGAUCAUUCUAAUGACCAAUCCGAACCCGAUGUGGCCGAUUAUGAAGCGGCAAUAACAGCCUCCAGCUAUGGCAAGUUCCAUUACUGGUUCUUGUUCGUGUGCGGUUGGGCUAAUGCGGCCGAUGCCGUCGAGGUGUUGUGCAUCUCGUUUCUGCUCCCUUCGGCUCAAUGUGACCUCAGGUUGACCUCGGUCGACAAAGGAUGGCUUACGGCCAUUCUAUUCAUUGGCAUGCUCGUGGGUGGAUAUAUUUGGGGCACCUUAGGUGACUCCUUUGGCCGCAAACGUGUGCUGAUCGCUGCCAUGUUGGUCAAUGCCUUUUGCGGCUUCUUUUCCAGUCUGGCCCAAGAGAAGAUUGUGUUCUUCGUCUUUCGAUUCCUAAGUGGAGUGGGGGUGGGCGGGAGCAUUCCGAUUGUGUGGUCCUAUUUCGCCGAGUUUCAACCCAAAUCCAGACGAGGGGGCAUGUUGAGCUUUCUGGCGGCAUUUUGGAUGGUCGGAAACGUGGUGGUGGCUGGCAUCGCUUGGUUGGUCAUCCCCGCUGAUAUUGGAUAUAACACGGAUGAUCCCAAUGAAUUCGAGUACAACUCAUGGCGGAUUUUUGUCCUCAUUUGCGGUCUUCCGGCACUUUUGGUAGCCUUCGGGCUGUGCUGGUUUCCUGAAAGCCCCAAGUUCCUACUCUCUAAGGGGGAAGAAAAAGCGGCUCUAAAGGUGUUUGCCCACGUGUUUGCCAUGAACACGGGACAACCGUCCUCAAUGUAUCCGGUUAAAAGAGUUGUGAUGGAUUACGACUCCCCAUUGACAGGUCGGUUGCGAACCUCGAUGGCAUCGUUUUUUCGGGACGUGGGAAACAAUCUUCAUGUUUGCUUCUCUGGACGUUUGGCAAAGGUUAUGAUUUUGAUGCUUUACAUCAAUUUCGCCAUUCAAUUCGGGUAUUAUGGCUUGUGGCUUUGGUUUCCAGAAUUGUUCAACAAGUUGAACAUUUAUUACCAAACUCAUAACGAGACCAUGUCCGUAUGUCAAGUGACGGAACUUGAUAAUCUGGACAUUGACGAUGGAAACGGGGAUGAAUUCUGCACCGGAACCAAACCAGAGGCUGAAGUAUUCAUCAACUCAUUCAUUAUCUCUUUGGCAGCCCUCCCGGGUAACAUUUGGACCAUUUGGCAUAUGGACAAGCUAGGACGCAAGUUUUUCCUGGUUCUUAGUAUGGUGCUCUCUGGUUUGAGCGUGUUCUGCAUCUACUUAGUUAAGACCGAGACGGCUAACCUGAUCGUAUCCUGUCUUUUCGGCCUGGUCUCCACGAUGGGAUUUAAUGCCUUGGAUUGUCUCGGCAUUGAACUGUUUCCCAGCCAUGUCAGAUCCACGGCCAUGGGAAUCACACUCGUGGCAGCACGAUUGGGUGCUAUUUUGGGCAACGUGAUAUUUGGGUAUUUUUUGGAGACAAAUUGCGCUAUUCCAGUGCUAGCUGUGGCUAUUUUACUCGUCAGUGGAGGACUAGUGAGCAUCCUAUUACCCAACACCACUAAAACACCUCUUGCCUGAGUGUGCCCAGGAUACGAUUCACUCAUGGUUUUGCUUUUACCAAAUAUCUGUGAUUAAACUUUCAAUGUCAGUCGUUUAUGGGAAUUGAA